Hyalella azteca is the source of this 2009-nucleotide messenger RNA. RefSeq names its product protein ABHD14B. The transcript is spliced from 5 exons. NCBI's taxonomy places the organism in Eukaryota, Metazoa, Arthropoda, Malacostraca, Amphipoda, Hyalellidae. Bases 244 to 1134 code for a protein of 296 amino acids. Gene Ontology annotation, cellular component: cytoplasm. The record is from RefSeq and is a predicted model, not a curated record.
CGCCAAAAAUUAGGCCAAACUUGGCUUAUUCUUCAAUGCCUACGGUACUCCAAUUUACUACCAUAUAGCAUAGUCUGCAUAGAUGAUGCCAUCAAAAGCUUUCUAUAAUUGACGUGAUCAUGCCUAUCGAUUAAUGUUUAUGCCAGACGAUUGCUGCCAACUUGACAGUUGACACGCUUGUGAGUGACCUUGGGAAACGUUAUCGUUGCGUAGCAGCAGCGCGAAAUUCGACACUAUCAACAAAUGAUGAGUCGUCAACAAGUGACCGUGAAACUCGUGCUGGCAUGCAUUGGUCUUGUUGCUGUUGGACUAGUGUUUGUUUCACUAAAAAGCUCAUCUCCUGAAUCAAGUUCUACUUCUAGGUUUGCUGCUCUGAAAGUAAACAAACAACUUGAGUCAGACUCUUCACUCACUGGCGAUUGGCGACUUACAAACAUGAUGGCUGGAGAGAUACCAACUGCCAUUACUAAUCUGGCUAAGGAGAUAAAUGUCUUCUCAGGAUUCUUACAACUGCCUGAAGACCUGAAGGUCUUCUACCAAGGCUGCGUGCCUGCUGCUGCAGCUGACAAAAGCAAGUUUGUUCUGCUGCUGCACGGCGCCGCCUUCUCGUCACAGAACUGGCGUGAUAUUGGAACUCUCAGCCUACUUGCCGCCAUGGGCUACACUGCCGUGGCCAUCGAUAUUCCUGGUUACGGUAAAAGUACAGGAACUGCCGUCCCGUCAGCUAGCUUCGUCCCGUCUGUGGUGCAGCAGCUACAGCAAGUCUCUCAGCUGCAGCACUGCACUCUAGUCCGCCCCAUCCUCAUCUCCCCCUCCAUGAGUGGGCAGUACAGCGUACCCCUGCUAGUGACCGAGGCUCAGGAUCCCUCUGGUGACCCGUACCUGGGGGCGUAUAUCCCCGUAGCUCCUGUUGCUACAGAGCAGCUCACCACGAGUCUCGCUUCUGCAGUCAGAACACGGACUCUCAUUCUACGCGGUGAAACUGAUAAAAGUCUUGGGUUGAAGUCGGUUGAAAACCUGAAGCACAUCCCUGACAGUCUGGUUGUGGUCAUUCCUGAUGCUGGGCAUCCUGCGUACAUCAACCAGCCCCAAAUAUUCCACAACAUCCUGCAUAAUUUCCUUAAUAGCCUCUGAAUGCCGAGGCUAUUCCUUCUCUCCACUAGACGCAUUUGAUUGCAACUAAAGUCAGCGGUCAAAUCAAGGAAUCUCACUUCUCACCUUAUAAUAGUGGAAGUUUCGAGUUGAAAGCUCUCUUUAUUCGCCCCAAAAAGGUGACAGAUCCAGCAGGUUCAGAAAGUUGAUUCAGUUGCUAUUGAAGUUUAUGUUGUAGUGCAAUUUAACCAAAGAACAAUUUUUCAGGCUGAAAUUAUUUAUCAUAAAUGUGGCUACAAUUGCUUGUUCGAUCCUGUCGAUAGACGAAUUUAGAGUUACUAUAAAUAAAGGUUGGUAAAUAUAUUCUGUCAAUUCACUGGUCCUCACUAGUGACUGUUCAUUUGUUAUAGACUAGCUGAAAUGAACUAGUGUUCAGCUUGAUUUUAUCGAUUUUACGCGAGGUUAUAAGAAGGCAAUGGUAAUCCCUGAUGGAAUGAAAAGGUGCUUUUUAUUUUUAUUACCUGCAUAUUAACAUAUAUGGUGAAUUCGUUGCUUUUGUUUUGUGCUUUCACUCGUCCUUAACUGACUUACUCAUGAAACGUUUCUUGAAAAGACAUCUAAUUUUACUUUCGUAUUAAUCGAAGUGUCGUUGAUAAUCAGAUUUAAAUUGAGGACAACUGUUAAUGUUAGAGCAUUCUAUUGAUCAUGUUCAUAUAUUCCCCUGUUUUAGCUAUAGUCUCGUUUCACGUUGAGUCUCUACCGAUAUCCGACAGGUUCUUGAAUCAUUAUACGCUUUUUUCGUGUCUUUGCUUGCAUAGAGUUCAUAAAGUUUUGCUUUCAUCAUUUCUUGUCAUUUAUCACGGUUUUUUCCUGCUAGAACAUGUAUGUAAGAUUUAUACAAGAAACUUUUAAUCCGA